Molecule: messenger RNA, 2289 nt
Organism: Trematomus bernacchii (emerald rockcod)
Lineage: Eukaryota; Metazoa; Chordata; Actinopteri; Perciformes; Nototheniidae
Gene: sim1a
Product: SIM bHLH transcription factor 1a
Exons: 11
Coding region: 1-2289 (762 amino acids)
Biological process (GO): regulation of transcription by RNA polymerase II
Molecular function (GO): protein dimerization activity; DNA-binding transcription factor activity, RNA polymerase II-specific; RNA polymerase II transcription regulatory region sequence-specific DNA binding
Source: RefSeq, a predicted model, not a curated record
AUGAAGGAGAAGUCUAAAAACGCGGCCCGGACUCGGCGGGAAAAGGAAAACAGUGAGUUUUAUGAGCUGGCCAAGCUGCUGCCGCUGCCCUCCGCCAUCACCUCGCAGCUGGACAAAGCCUCCAUCAUCCGGCUGACCACCAGCUACCUGAAGAUGAGAGUGGUGUUUCCUGAAGGCCUCGGAGAGUCUUGGGGUCACGUGAGUCGCAGCACUUCUCUGGAUGGAGUCACCCAGGAGCUGGGCUCCCAUCUCUUACAGACAUUAGAUGGCUUUAUUUUUGUGGUUGCUCCAGAUGGGAAGAUAAUGUACAUCUCAGAAACCGCCUCCGUCCACUUGGGCCUAUCGCAGGUAGAGUUGACGGGAAACAGCAUUUAUGAAUACAUCCACCCAGCAGACCAUGAUGAAAUGACAGCCGUCCUCACAGCUCACCAGCCUCACCAUUCACACUUUGUUCAUGAAUAUGAAAUGGAGCGCUCCUUCUUUCUGAGAAUGAAAUGUGUCCUCGCUAAAAGAAAUGCUGGUCUUACCUGUGGAGGCUACAAGGUGAUCCACUGCAGCGGCUACCUGAAGAUCCGUCAGUACAGCCUGGACAUGUCUCCGUUUGACGGCUGCUAUCAGAACGUGGGGCUGGUGGCUGUGGGUCACUCGCUCCCCCCCAGCGCUGUCACUGAGAUCAAACUGCACUCCAACAUGUUCAUGUUCAGAGCCAGCCUGGACAUGAAGCUCAUCUUCCUCGACUCACGGGUUGCAGAGCUGACAGGCUACGAGCCUCAGGAUCUAAUAGAGAAGACCCUCUACCAUCAUGUGCACAGCUGUGACUCCUUCCACCUGAGAUGUGCUCAUCACUUGUUGCUGGUGAAAGGUCAGGUCACCACUAAGUACUACCGUUUCCUGGCCAAGCCUGGAGGCUGGGUCUGGGUUCAGAGUUAUGCAACCAUCGUUCACAACAGCCGCUCGUCCCGCCCUCACUGCAUCGUCAGCGUCAACUAUGUCCUCACGGAGACGGAGUAUAAAGGGCUCCAGCUGUCUCUGGACCAGGCCAGGUCCAAGGCCUCCUUCCCCUACAGCAGCAGCUCUGCCAGCGUGACGGAGCCCUGCAGAACCCCCAAGAGCAGAGUGACCCGGCCCAAGACCAAAGCCAGGCUCUCCCCUUACACACAGUAUCCUAGUUUCCAGACGGAGCGCUCAGAGUCUGACCAGGAGAGCCCGUGGGGCAGCAGCCCCCUCACAGACUCAGCCUCCCCCCAGCUGCUGGAGCACAGUGAGGGUCUGGAUGCCUCCUGUGUGUACAGACAGUUCUCUGACCCCCGAUCGCUCUGCUACAGCCUGUCUGAAGAGCACCAUCACAACAGCAGCGACGGCUACACACACCUCCACUCACAGGGUCAAGGUCAGAGCUGUGAGCGAGGUCGAUGUGAGGCAGGACGAUACUUUCUAGGAGCACCCCCACAUGGCCGGGACGCGUGGUGGGGCAACACCCGGUCUGUCCUGCCGCUGAGCAAGAGCUCCCUGGAGAACCACGAAGGAUAUGACAGCAGCGUGCCGCACAUCACGGCCAUCCACAGCCACCACGGCCGGGGGGGCCACUGGGACGAGGAGAGCGUGGUGAGCUCUCCGGAUGGGGGCUCCGCCAGUGACUCGGGGGACCGGUACCACGCUGACCACUACCGCUGCAGCCCCCAGGAGCCCAGCAAGAUCGAGACCCUGAUCCGAGCCACGCAGCAGAUGAUCAAGGAAGAAGAAAGUCGACUGGGCAAGGGCCCUCAGGAGGUCCCACUGGGGCCGGCCAAUGGGCUGCCCAAGGGUCCCGGCCCAUGCUUCACUCCAGAGUAUAGUCAAGGGCCCCUCCCACUACAGACGGUGGUGUGUCGAGGUCUGAGUCAGGUGAUCAGCCCUGCCCCUAGUCCCGCCCCUCUGUCCAGGCUCAGCAGUCCAGGUCCUGAGCGCCUCCACAAGCCCAAAGACUACCUCCAGACAGACGUGUCCCCCCUCUCUCUGCCAUUACACCACGCGUUCGGGCGGUUGGGGCCGUGCUCUUCCUCCCCCCCCUCGGCCCCCGUCCUCUACCCCUCCCACACCCACCCUCGGCCCUACUUGGACAAGCAUAAGAGCUACUCCCUGACAGGCUACGCUCUGGAGCAUCUCUACGACCCAGAGAGCCUGCGAGGCUAUUGCACCUCCACCAGCACGGGCCCCCCCCACUACGAUGUGACCCCUCACCUCCGUAUGGCAGCAGAGCAGACCCCCGGACAUAAAGGCACCUCUGUCAUUAUUAGCAAUGGCAGCUAA